This is a messenger RNA of Habropoda laboriosa, 6574 nucleotides long. RefSeq lists its product as uncharacterized. Gene Ontology annotation, biological process: intracellular signal transduction. The record is from RefSeq and is a predicted model, not a curated record. The coding region runs from base 78 to 6572 and encodes 2164 amino acids. The transcript has 22 exons. Gene Ontology annotation, molecular function: guanyl-nucleotide exchange factor activity; protein binding. Gene Ontology annotation, cellular component: cytoplasm. Lineage: Eukaryota; Metazoa; Arthropoda; Insecta; Hymenoptera; Apidae.
UGGAACCGGCGAGUGCGAGAAGAACGUGAAGCGUGUCAGGAUGCUGGAACGACAGGAUUCCACUUGCACCGGUUAAAAUGAAUCGCAGGGAGGACCCGCUGUUGCGGCAGCACCGCAACCGUUUGCUGCAAUUAGCCGAGGCGACAAACAUCAAGCCUGGCCGUGGCAGCGGGAAAAGACGAGGCCAGAGGCAGUCGCACGGUUUGGGACCCAGCAAUGGAGGACCGAGCAGCGGCAGCCGACUGACCCUCCAGGAUAUCGUCAGAAGCGAUCCUGGAUACACGCCAAACAUCGAGCAUUUAGUUUUCCCGGAGCGCAAGAGCAGCAAUCCGAAUUUGGUGAAACCGCCUGACGAAACCCCGCCGAAUAAAUCCAAGAACCCGACGAGCUCGGGGAGAUCCAGGCUCGCCGAAGUGUUCUCCAGGCAUUACUCGAGAGGCUCCUCCCAGGAUUCCUCCGUCACGUCCAGGAAGAAUCAUCUGAACAGCACGUCACUGGACAGCGGAGGAGCGGUGUCCCAUCAGGCGACAGGAUCGAGCGGAGGAGCGACGGUGGUGACGAGAACCGGCGGGCGACGUUGGUUGUCGCAGAGCUCGCAAUCCUCGAGGCAGCAUUCGGCCGAGGACGGGGUACGUGGGGGCAACGUGGGCGUCAUAGGGCCCGUUUCGACCUCGUCCUCGAGUCAGGCCCCUGCUCCCGCCCUGCCACCUCGUAGAGUCAGUCCAGCCGCGGAUUCUACCGACAUCUCGAAUACGGCCACUGGCUCCCGCGGCGACAGAGGUCAAAACGUGUCGAUCCUGCAUUUACGCAGCACGUCGGAUCCAUGGGAAGUCGGUUCUCAAGGCUCCGCGUACAGCGUUGGAAGCAAUAAAAGUCAAACUGGCGGCAAAGGAAAAUCAAGUGGAAGCGCGCGGGGUUCGUAUACGCGUGGCACCUCGAUACCAUCGUUGAAGCGGCACGACACAACAGCAUCGACGUCCUCCACGUCCAGUUUAAAACAGCAUCGACAGGAUAGCCACGGUCAGGUGACGAGUUCUCGACGUCGAGAAUCCUCGAAUUCGUUCCUGUCGGGGAACAGCGGCACCUCCGGCGAACUUUUCAUCAGCGGCGACUGCAGCCGAGAAUUGUCACCGGUGAGAUGGUGCGAUCGCGAGGUAGACGGUGUCUAUCUGGGUCGAUCGGGUUGGGUUCAAGUGCAACAACGAUCCCUCGACGAGAACCGACGGAUAAACUACGAGAGUAGCUUGGUCACAGCGACCACGGGCACUCUGCCGUUACCGCGGCGAGCCACGGUGAAAUUGGCCGACUAUCAUUGCAACAGCGAGCCAGGCAAAUGUCCGGAGGAGUUUCUACGAUUGGACAGCCAAAGGCCGGACUAUCUGGCGCUCCACGGCCAGGAUUUCGAUUCCGUGGUGAGCAGCACUUGCACGUCACCGCACAGCAUCCCGGAAUCUUAUUCCCCUCCGUCGAUCACGCCGAUCAUCUCGCCACCGCCGGCGUUCCAGGAUGUAGUCGGCAAGAAAUCCUCGUCGAAGCACGCUACGGGCCGCAACAACUAUGGAAAGGCGCCGUUCCUGCCGCGAUCCAACGCUAUAGUGGACAGUGACAUCAUCAGUCCUCCACCUUCGCCUCCGCAUCAGGUGAAUUGGAGUUCCUUGCCGUCUUCCUCCCGCAAAUCCUCGAACGCUCCGUCCAGAUCACGGAGGCAGAGUACCAUCACCAGUCAACAGCAGCAGCAGCAGCAGCAACAACAACAACAACAACAGCAGCAGUACAGAAUGGCGCAGGCUAAAUCGUUGGAAGAUCCAACAUCUUCGAGAAGAUCGCAAUUCGUGCAACGUUACUUAGAAUCCUCGAGUUCGUCUUCGUCGUCGGUGGGUUUCAGAAGUCUGGAUAGUUGCGUUACCAGAUCUACGAUGCCUCGAUUGGCCGAGAAUACGGAUUCAUCGGUGGAGGGAUACGACGACGGCGACGACGAGGACGACAAUCCUAGCUCCUCGUUGAAUCUCAGCCUCGUUUCUUCUUCGAUAAUAGCGUUGAACUCGUCCACGGAGUCUAUCCGCGCGAACGGCGAGAGGAUCUCGCCGAACAGGCAGGCUCGUCAUCAUAGAAGUCAACAGGGAUUAAGAAGAUCACCGGGAUCCUCGGAAUCCGGCAAGUUAUCGUUCAAUUCACCAUCCUCCACCUCGUCGUCGUCUAGCAGCGCUGAAAGACAAGGGAGAUCCCCGACGCCCAAUCCUUUCCGACGUAGCAACGCUCCGAGGCAGCAUCAGAGCGCCAGGACGGCGCAAGUGUCCCCGGAAUCUCAUCAGUCGCGGGUAAGAAGAUCCAGAAGUCUUCAAUUACCGGAGAAGAGAUCUCCGAGCGCCGCGGCGCCGAACAGGGAACACUCGAGGGAAUCUAACGAACCCCAUAGAGUCGUCGUGAAAAUUUCCACCGAUCGAGCGAACGAGAGAAAACGUCACAUUUUGCAAAAUAGGAAGGCGCAGUCAACCGAGGACGCGUUAAACGAGGAGAUUCUCCGUGAAACGGAGGCAGUAACCGAGUUCCUUUACGGCACGAGAAGCCGUGCAGUCGCGAGGAAUCUUCUCUCGAGUCGGUUCGAGCGCCGCGAGGAGAGCCAGGAGCAGAGACAAAGGAGCAAUCCAAACACCUACGACGUUUACUUCAUCUCCUCGAAGCAGCAGCAAUCUUCAAAAUCAGCCGGCACCUCUAUGCAACAGCAGUCGCAACAGCAGCAGCAACAGCAGCAGCAGCAACAGUCCCAGCAACAGCAAACCAGACGGCCGAAGACGUUGCAAAGAGGUGCGACGACCCCUAACGCGAAUCCUUCCACGUCGAACCACGACUUCUGCAUCAGCCCCGACACGAAGUUACGAUGUAACAGCAGCACUUGCGACUUCUGGCCGCACUGCUCGCAAAGAGACACUUUGUACUCUCCUAACCAGGCACCGGUAUUCAUGAAGCUGUCCCAGAGCUAUCCAGCUCAUCAGAGACUCCCCGCGGACUCGGCUGCGAGCCACGCGAGCAGAGGAAGCGCCAGCUCGUCUCCGGCGUCAUUAGAGCGAAUGGACGAUCGGGAGUUCCGUGAACGCGAGACCACCCGGAAGAAUCGAGCUAUUCGCGAUCAGAACAACAGUAACGCGAGUAACGCGGUUAAGUACCAGGAGAGGCAGCCGAAGAGCGUGUUGAAGCAGCCUAGUAGAUGGUCGCCCCUGGAGGGAUCUAAUGGAAAUGGUUCGAGCGUGGAGAAACGGGAGCAUCACAGAUUCUAUCAGAAACCUGAAUUCGCCGGUAGCUUCGAAGGUUGCGAGAACAAGGAUAGAAAAGUGUCGCCUGUUCAAGGGAAGAAUAUCGUGAACAGAUCGCCGAGCGGUCAGGUAGUUUCCUCGUCGGCCACGUCCUCCUCGUCUAGCAGCGAUAUCUGGGUCACUACGUCCGACAGAACGGUGACCAAGAGCCCGAGGAACGCGAAGAGUUCCGGCGCGUCCACUCCCAUGGAGGAUGCGGUGAUUGGUUCCCUGAAGACGCUGAUGGAGCCGCCGAAAGAUGGAAUGCUGUCUAGACCUGGAAGCGCUCCAACCAGAGGGGAGGACACUCUAUCCGCGGAUGGAUCUUUAGAUCCUCAUCAACGGUCGCUGUCUCUGCCAAAGUCUUUUCUCACGCACAACACCGACGGAGGCAGAGCUCGCUCUUGGCAACGUGGGCAGAUUUCCCAAAGGUCAAGCCCCAGUCCCAGUCGACUUCACCACACGCAGGAAGUAGCCACGCCUCACACAGCUCCCGUUUCCCCUCUUCACGAUCAACGAUCGAACGUGUACUCUGGAAAGGAGAGAAGACGAAUUCCUGGGCUGAGCAAGGCGCAGAGGCGUAUCAAAGCUUCGAGCACGCCGGCACUUCUGGACCGUGAUGUGGAAAGUCGACAGUGGUCUGGAGACGAGGAGGACGAGGGCACAACAGGUCACGUAACAACGGAGCAUCCUCUGGCGGAGGCGACAAUUCCCUUGGUCUCUCACUCGCGUCUUCAAGAGCAACCCUCGAACUUGAGUGGCAAUAUCGUGACCGCUUCCGGGGCACAGAAUCCUCCCCGAUCGAACGUUCAGAGCCAGCAAGAGAGCGUUCUGCAGAAAUUCAGAAAGAGCUUCUCCUUGAGGUUCCACAAGAAAGGCAGCAAGGAGAGCAACGAGAGCGAGUGUCCGGUCGAAGAUAACGAUGGAUCCGGCCCUCUCGACGAGGAGGAGGAAAGAGAACCGCCGACUGUCACGGAACAGUCUUCCCAACACAAGGAAGACACCAGUAACGACCAGAAAUUUCGAUUCGGUCCUCUGGUAUGGAGAAGCAGCAAGGAGAGGAAAAAAGGCAGCAAGGCUGCAAGAAACGCGAAAUGUAACAGCGGGGACAGUGGAAUACAGAUCGAGAUGGUAUCUGGUGGAGCAUUGACUGGGGGCAGUGGUGGUGGAACGAUGGGGGGUGGUGAUAGCUCCGAGUCCCACGACACGGAUGUCCAAGACGAGACGGACAGCCCGCCGGCCGUUCGUAGGCGAGUCGCCGACAAAUCACGACCCCAGUCCGAGCUCAUCAACCAGAUACUGAUCGACAAGUUUAAGGCGGAUCUGCAGAGCCGUACGUCGAGGCACCAACAUGUACGCAGAACGAACAGCGAUUUAGGAGGUCAGAGGUUACUACAGUGGGAUACGAGGUCCGGGUACAGCCACGCGCACAAUUACCGAAGGAUGCUCUCGACGCCAUCGCCGAUCAAGACGAGGCCUCCUAGGCUCAGUCCGAGGCACUCCUCCCAUGACAUCGUUACGCUGAGAAGUAACGCGAAAGGGAGGAGUUCUCGGACAAAUUUGAGGCGUUCACUUAGUCAGCCACUGGGUAUCAAUCAGCUGUCACCCUUGAUGCGCACCAAAACUGCAGUUGGCGCGAGGUUGCCCGGUGGUAACGUCCUGUCCGAGGAUGAACAGGACGGAAGAGGUGGAACGUCCGACGAUGAGAUGAUGUCCGACUCCGAAUCCUCCGUUGCCUCCUUGACGGACCGAAAGAAAUCCUUCGAGCAGACGAUGGACGAGGAGGUCGUAAUCCUGGCUGAGGCUGUUUGGGACCACGUGGCGAUGGAACCUGAAGAGCUAGCUUUCCGUGCUGGCGAUGUGAUCGAAGUUUUGGACAAUCUGGAUAAAGACUGGUGGUGGGGAAGUUGUAGAGGAGAGCAUGGUUGGUUCCCGGCUGCAUUUGUUAGGUUACGCGUGAGCCAAGAAGACACCGUCGAGGAUUGUUUGGCGGCGAUGGCCUCUGGAGGCACGUCGAGCACGCAACUAAGAAGACGCACCAGUGUUUCGUUGUUGUCGAACGAGCAGGUACGAACCAGCGUGGUUCGCGAGUUAGUUCAAACUGAACGAGAUUUCGUUAAGAUACUGAGAGACGUCGCUGAAGGAUACAUAGCUGAAUGUCGACGUCGCACGGAUAUGUUCAACGAGGAACAGAUAGAGACGAUAUUUAUCAAUCUCGAAGAGCUGCUUGACUUUCAAUCCGAGUUUCUGGAAGAUCUGGAGCUGAGGAUCGACUGGAAUUCUCCGCACAAGAGUUGCGUCGGUGAAUGUUUCAUAAAUCAUAGGGCAGGAUUUCGUAUGUAUUCGGAGUACUGCAACAGUCAUCCGAUGGCUAUCGCCACGUUGCAGGAAUUGUAUCAACAUAAUCGUUAUAGUAAAUUCUUCGAAGCGUGUAGGUUAAUGAGAGGACUGAUAGAAAUUCCUUUGGAUGGAUACCUGUUAACGCCCGUGCAACGGAUAUGCAAGUACCCGCUCCAAUUGGCGGAGCUGUUGAAAUACACGAAAGCCGAUCAUCCGGAUUAUCAUAAGAUUCAGGAAGCCCUCGAAGCGAUGCAAGGUGUCGCUGUCUUGAUUAAUGAAAGGAAGAGGCGAAUGGAAAGCCUUGAAAAGUUGGCUGCGUGGCAGUUAAGGGUUGAAGGAUGGGAGGGUGAAGAUCUCAUAGAAGUUUCGUCCCAAUUAAUUUAUCAAGGUGAAGCUGUGAGAGUUACUACUGGCAUGUGGACAAACAACAUCACCCUUUUCCUCUUCGAUCAUCAGUUAGUGUAUUGUAAAAAGGACAUUUUAAAACGAAAUACUUAUGUAUACAAGGGGAGAAUUUAUCUCGACACAAGCGAGGUGAUCGAUGUUCCCGAUGGGAAAGAUCACCAACUUGGAGUAACAGUGCGACACGGUUUAAAAGUUUAUAGCUGUGUUCGGGAUAAAUGGUUGCUCUUCUGCUGUCGCACAGCAGAAGAGAAACGCCGAUGGUUGGCAGCCAUGGCGGAGGAACGAAGGCUGGUUGCUCAAGACAGAAACGACGGAUUGGAAUUCCCCGCUGCGGCCAGGCAAUUGGCCAGGAUCGCGGCGACCAGGCAGCAAAAUAGGCCGCCGAUCAAACCUCGCAACAAAACGUACAAAAGAGAAUCGGCUUACGAAAUGCCAACAAUGUUCGGGCAAGGCACGACAAACUCGUUAGGACGUAAAGUUGGCACUUGGUUCACAUUCGGUAGCAGCAAAAAAAGUACUCGACUUCAGCCGUCCUGAGA